Drosophila kikkawai is the source of this 6103-nucleotide messenger RNA. It is a transcript of the gene tei, whose product is annotated as teiresias. Gene Ontology annotation, biological process: cell-cell adhesion. The record is from RefSeq and is a predicted model, not a curated record. Gene Ontology annotation, cellular component: plasma membrane; cell-cell junction. Gene Ontology annotation, molecular function: cell adhesion molecule binding. Lineage: Eukaryota; Metazoa; Arthropoda; Insecta; Diptera; Drosophilidae.
CGUCAGCAUCGGACGUGCGUCGUGGCCCAACCCAGAAAUAUAAACACCUUGUCAGAGGGAAAUCGUGCGGCGUGCGUAAAAUUCUUUGGAAAAUUCUCCAGGGGCGGUGGUAGUAGUAACUUUUUCGCGACUGCAACUAGACAAAAUAGUCGCGAAUCGGGAAAGCGGAAAUCACCCCAUUAGCGGAACUCAUUCAAGAGUUUUUGUGCGGAGUGUGCCGAGUGCGCAGACAUGUCAAAUAUGCACAACAAAUACAAAUACGCGACAACACAACAACAGGGCAAACAUCAUUAAUUGCUCGGGCCGGUGAAGUGCGUGCCAAGUGCGUUCGAUUUAAAAUUUACGGAAUAAAAAUAUAUACAAAAUUAAUUGCAUUUCAAGCGUUCUUAAAUACGCAUCAAUCGGCUGGAUUUUCUGCGGUUUCAUCCCGGCGAAACAUAAACAACAACCGAAAACACUCAAGCGGAGGUGUAGUGAGUGAGUGUGCGAGUGCGGCCAGCGUUUCGGUGGGUCGCCCGCUUGUUGUGCGCGCAAUUUCCGGUUUCCGCUUCCGCCGGAGCAGCGUCCGUGUCCGGCCGACUAGGCGCAACAUUAAUUUGCCAACGCCAACUCCAGCAAAUAAAAAAAGAGUAAUCACAGCUCAUAGAAAACAACGAGCCACUAAGAAGAUAAACAAGACAGAAAAGUGCUAGAUUUCCGUCGAAAGAGAGUUUUCAUCUAAAAUUAACAAUUUUAACCAAUAAGUUUUUGGAAUGAAUGCAAGCAAAGAUAUGUUUUAAGCGAGAAAUUCAGCCAAGUGUUUUAUAAUUAUCAGAUCCCUCAACAAAUAGUACACAUGUGCCAAUCUGAAAGCUGAGCUGAGCUUCGGACAAGGAAAAUCCAUACCAACGAAUUCCGGGACAAGUGAUGAAGUCAUGAGACCGACAUUCGAUCGACGCCUCUGGAUAUUAUUGUUCAUUAUUUCAGUACAAUGUACCACCUACACACAGCCGCAGAACAUCAACGCCAAGUCACUGCAGAGGACGAAGCCCGCCGAGCGCCGAGAAGCCAUCACCAGCAGCAGCACGAGCAGGAACAGCUGGCUAAGCAUAUCAGCCGAGUCCGAGGCAGACGCGGCAGUUGACCACCGCGGCAGUAGUGCUAAGCCGGGAAAAUGCUCGAAGAACUGCCAGAAGGCCAAGGCCAAGUGGGCCAAGUGGCGCGGCCAGCUGAAGCCCCAUCACCAGGCCCAUCGGGCAGUGCUGCACAGGGAGGCCAAGCGGCGUCAGCGCCGCGAAACCGAGGAGGAGGACCUGGAUGCGAUAUACACACCACCCAGCUCCAGUUCCAGCUUAAGCUCCAGCUCAACGAGCACCACCACCACAGCCGUGGCCACCACCGUGCAGGCCACCAGCUCAAGUUCCCUGGCCACCAGGAGGAGUUCUUACUUUAACGAAACCAAGGUGAAGCGGCCGCGCUCGACGCUCCACUUGGCACCCGAGGACCUGCAACCGAAGCCCAAGGAGCCGGUCAUCAUCAUCGACGAUGUGGAGGAGUUCGACAGCGGCACAAGCACUCGGGAUCUCUUCGCGCGGAAGAGUCGCGAAGAGGCGGAGGACGACGAGGACGAGGGUCCGCUGGAGCCGCGGGUGCUGCCCCUACGGCCAGUGCCGCCGAAUCCCUACGAGGCCGAGGAGAUGUCCGUGGUCUAUGCCGAGCAGCACUCCGAGAUCAAGCUGAUGUGCGAGGUGGACCUGGACAUUGCCACCAGCAUGUGGUACAAGAACGGCCAGGUGGUGCACGCCAUGGACCGCACCUCGCGCGUCACCGACUAUCGCUUCAUCAAGGAGGCCAACGGCGCCCUCACCAUCACCAACGUGAUGCUCGAGGAUGACGGCAAGUGGCAGUGCGAGGCGGAGAACACGCGCCGCUACACGGAGAACGCCCGGCCAGUCAAGCUGGUCGUCCUGGAUCGCCCCAAGCCACCGUAUUUGCUGAUCGACUCACGGCGCCUGGACGCCAGCAAUCUGUUUGUGCCCGUGAAGGAGAACUCCGAGCUGAACCUGGCCUGCGUCAGCGAGGGCGGCAAUCCCCGACCCACGCUCACCUGGGAGGUGCUGCUCAGCCCCGGCGUGGACAGGCAUGCCCAGAAGGUGUCCGCCGAGGUGCUGGAGCUGGAGGAGAUCAAGGGCGAGAAGGUGGACAAGAACGGCUACAAAAUCAACAGUGGGGCCAAGAGCGAGGCGAGGUUGCCGGCGGUGUACAGAGCCCACCACAACGCCCGGAUCCUGUGCGUCAUGGAGCACCCCACGCUGAAGAUUCGGCAGAAUGCCUCGCUCCUCCUGGAUGUGCAAUACACGCCCUCCUUCGCCAUCUCGCGCACACCUGGCUUCGGUUAUCCGCUCCGCGAGGGCAUCGAAGUUAGCCUCAAGUGCGACGUCGACUCGAAUCCCCCGAGUACUCCGCGCUGGCAGAAGGACGAUGGUGACACGCCGGUGCCACAAACGGGCGACGGCUUCCUGAACUUCACCUCGAUACGGCGCGAGCACUCCGGCUGGUACAAGUGCACGUCCCGGCACCUCAACUUCCAGUACUCGUCGAUUGGCUAUUACCUCAGCGUGCGAUACGAUUCGGUGGAUGUGACCUCGGAGCCGGAUGAUCAGGAUGUUUCCGUGGCAGCUGCCUCGCACAAUCCCAACAAGGGGCAGCUGGAAGUGCAGCUGGGCGGAGCGGUGACUCUGCAGUGUCCGCAAGGCUCUCUGGGCUGCUGGUCGCACUUGGACCCCAUUUCGGCCCGAUUGCGUGGCCUUGGCUACGGCAGCAGCCAGCCCACCGGGCAGUUCUCGCUCAAGGACGUCAUGUACCAGGACGCGGGCAUGUACAAGUGCGUGGGCCAGUCGCCGGCCAACAAGAAGAAGCUGGAGGUCCUGCAAAGCCUCACGGUGUCAGUGAAGGGUGCUCCCACAGCCAUGGCCCUGAAUGCCACGCCCGUUGCCUAUCCGGGCUCGCCGCUACACCUGAACGUUGAGUUCUGUGCGAAUCCUCCAGCUCACGCCGCCCGCUGGCUGCACGGCGAUCGGGUCUUCACGCCCGGAAAUCAGUACGGCAGCACGGUGCUGGCCUACUCGGUGAAGGAUCUGCCCACGCCCUUCUGCAAGGAGGCGCGCCUCACGUACGUCAGCAUGCACGAGAGGGUUCCGAGGACCUUCUACUUCAUCGUCUCGUCCCCCGGCGGCGUAGCCGAGGCCGUGUUUAACGUGAACUUCACGAAGCGUCAUCGACAGCUGUCCAAUGCCAUCGACGACGACGAGGAGGAGGAGCUCAACCGGCCGGAGCAGAUACACUUUCCCGUGUUCAACAGCACCUCCGGCAGUGGGCCUCUGGUUCCGGCCGUGAUCGUGGCCCUGGCCCUUAGUUUCGGCUUCCGCCAUUAGGUUUAAGUCAGUUAGGACAUCUGUGUGACUGAGAGUUGAGUGUGAAUGGAAGCCGGAGUGAAUGAUUUCUUGGGGAGUGCCUGCCUGGAGCGUUUACUACUACGAAGCAAACCAAACCACAUCACACCACAUGUUCUAUGUAAUCUAACCCCUUUGGCUAAGCAUAUGUAUGGACUUACCCAAUUACUCGACAUUACCGCGUGGACUAUGCGACACAACUACUACUCUAUAUAGCUAUAUGUAUGUGUAUCUGUAACCGAUUUAGCCAAGCAUCAAAAUUGCCCUAGGCUAAGACCCCCGAUGGGGACGAUCUGAACUCUCAAACACCUUUCAGAUUCUUGGAAAGACAACCACUCUUUGUCCCUAAGCUAUUCCAAUAUUUUUACUGUAACCCUUAGAUUUAACUGUAACUUUACCGGUAACUGUGACUGUUACUGGAAGUACUGCAACGGUGAUUGUAACUCUAACAGUAACAGGAACAGUAACUCUAACUGUUGCUCUUGCAGUAAAAGGAACAUUAACUGUAGGAAGUGUAACUGUAACCCUAUCGCUGUAUGUCAAUGUGUAUGUGUGUGCGCUUAACGUAAAUGCCAAAUCAUGAGGAAAGGUUUACAAUUCUUUUGGAAAUACAUUGUUAAAAGUUGAUUAUUACGAGUACUUUAAGUUCCUUUUCGAUAGCGAAGAGAGAUCGAGAUCGGGAUCGGUAUCGGUAUCGAGAUCGAAAUCGAGAUAAGCGACUGAUUUUGUUAAAUAUUUUGAAAAUGUUUAGAACUAAAAGCACGAGAGAAGAGGGAGAACCUAUAGUUUAAAAUUGUAAAUGUAAACGGAGGCGAAGAGACGAAGUAAUACUUACCAGGCACGAACAAAUUCCUUCCAUUUGAAAGUUUGCCCCGAGCAAAUAAACUGUAAGAUAUUUUGGGAAAUGAAAUUAAGCAAAUUAUCAAAAGAGUCUAAAUAUAAACGAGUUGCGUUAUAUUAUACAGAUUAAACCGCACCUUAUAGUUUCUUAUGGUUUUCCAAUCGUUUGAACGGACCAAAAGCAAAUCGUUUCACCUUACUACACGGAUAUUUUUGUAACACGAAUAAAUAUCAUUAUACAGCCCCAAAAAACCAAUUGAAGACCCUCCACAUAAGCGAUAAUUGUACAUAAAUGUUCAAGUAGCGAAUUGCUCAACCCAGAGAGGAUCGAUAUAUACUAUUAAAAGUGUUAAAUGUUGUUUGAAUCCACAUAGGAAACGCCACUCAAGUGUCGUAAGUAGCAGUUCCAGAGAAAAUGAAGCCAUUAUAAAUGUAAUAUAACAGUCCAGGGCACUUAAACUUAAACACUUGAUUGACAGCUAUUGUAAAAUAUUUCAGUUAUUGAUCAGCAGAUGUGUGUUUGCAUGCUAAAGGAUUUUUUGUACAAAGCCCACGCUUUUGUAAUUUAUUUCAUAGUCGAUCUAAGCUACACUUACACUAUAUCCUAUGCGCAAUACGUAUAAAUAUAUAUAUAUCGGUAGGCUAAGAGAUCAGUGUAAAAACAAGAAUACUUAGAAGAACCUAACGCCAAUUUAAGCCACACAGCGAGAAACCGUUACGGAGUUCCAAGAAUUCUGGCAAAGCGAUCACGGAGCAUUGUAAAAUGAUAAGUUUAAAUUGAGAUUAAUUAAUCCCGACGAAUAUCCGAGUGUGGGCGGCCCCUGUAUAGUUGAGUUUAGUGAUUUCCUCCUUGCGUUUAUCGUCAGCUUAGGUUUGCGAGUAUUUGUGCGAACAAAGCCAGCAAACAAACACGUCGUCAUGUUAACUAACAAAAUAAUUACUGGACAAUUGAAUGGUCAAGUGCGUACUGUAUUUAUGAUUCAUUGCAUUGCGUUGGUAAUAUUUACAGGAUAUUAUUUAUAACAAGAGAAGCCAACCAGCAACAAACCACAUAUAUUACUAAAGAAAAUAUUAGCUCCUAAGUGCAACACAAACCAAAUGUGGCAAAUUAAUCUUAAGCCAAUGAGUAAUUAUGAUACGGGGGACAGUGUUCAUCUGUAGUGCAUAGUGUUGGGCGAAGGACUCACUAAUAACCCCUUACCAUUACGAUAAUGAAUACAAAUACCGAAAACAAAUACAAAUACAAAUACAAUACGUGUUACAAUAAGCAGAAACGGUUUACAUAUAUAAGUCAUAGGCCCAAGAGAAAUGUAAGCAACCACCACCAACAACAACCACAAGAAACACUUUUAGCCGUAAACGAGGCCUCGGAGCUGGCCAAAACCUCAGCCGAUGAGUCGAGGAGUCGAGGAGAGCGCCACUGACGCCGAGAAGCCGAGAACAGAAUCAAAAACUAACUCUUAAGCGACCCCGUGUUCACUGCCCCAGCAAAGCAAUAACUCCGAGUCCCUGCCAAGGGUCGGGCCACCACGGCCAAGCAAACUGUUACAUUUAAGCCAGCAAGCCAAGUGGCCAGUAGUGGCCAGUGGCCAGUGGGCAGUGGCCAGGUGCGGGGGCCUCGAGGUCGAGCAAAUUUACAAGUUUAAGUGACAAAGCAACAAAACAAAAUAGCCAAUUUAGCAUAAAGUAAAGACAAAAGCCAGGAGAAUGCAAAUAAAAGUGCAGAUAAAAAUGAGUGGCGAGGGAGGCGGAGCGGAGGACAGCAGCCAACAAAGACACAACACCAACAAAAACACACACACACACAACACAGAGAAAUGAAAAUGGACAUG